GCUUCUCCUAAAAAAUCCCCAAUACCGCCGCUCCGCUCGAACAAAAAAACAACUCUAAAACCAAGCCAAGCCGGAUAGAAGGGGAUUUGAGUAGGACACAUCUGAGGAGUAUUAAGCGAGGAGGAGUAGGAGGCAUCGGAUUUGAGGAUUAACUAUGGCGAGUUCGCCGGACAAAGGUAAAGAGCCAACCAUGGAUCCGCCGUCCUCGGGCUCCGUGUCAGCGGAGAAUAAGAAGGGCAACAGCAGCAGGGGAAAAGGGAAGAAGGCUGCAGCGGCGGCGCCGGUGGCCGCUGAUUCCUCAUCGACGGCGGCUGCGGCUGCCGGUGCCGGAGACGAGGUGAAUAGGACGGCGACGGUGAGGAUGUCGCAGCCGCAGAUCGACCUGUUCAUGUCGUUCGACCCUCCCCCGCUGGAGCCCGUGACGGGCGUCUCCAAGGAGGAGGAGGAUCGCUUCGCGAAGAUCGACGCGCAGCUGGCCAAGUGGGAGAAGGAGAUCCGCGCGGACGCGGAGAUGGUGAAGAGCCAGUACGAGCAGAAAGGCUACGUCGAAUACGAGAUCGAUGCCGAUCUGUUUCCUGCUAGGGCUCCACCUCGCCCUGGCCGCAGGAGGGCUCGCCAUGGCGUUAUGGCGAAGAAGAAGCCGCAGGGAGGAGGAGGAGCAACAGCAAAAUGAAAUCAAUAAUAUUAGUACUUAUUAUUACUUAGGCCCAGUUCGUUAUGUUAGCUGUGGUAGAUAUUUUCAGUGCACACAAAACGAAGAAAAUUUAUUAGUAUAUGAUAAAUUAAGUAUUAGUUAUUAUAAAAUAAAAAUAGAUUUAUUUGAUUUUUUAAACAACUUCUAUGUAGAAACUUUUUGUCAAAAACACACCACAGUUUGAAAAACAAGAAAGUUGAAGUUUGGAGUUGAGAAAAAGACUAGGCCUUACAUAUCAUCUUUCUCAUGUCAUUCUAAGAUUUUUGAUGUCUUGUGUUCCAUAGUGUAUUUCUUAAGAAAAGUUGUCACAACGCAAAUUUGAUU
Oryza sativa Japonica Group (Japanese rice) is the source of this 1018-nucleotide messenger RNA. The record is from RefSeq and is a predicted model, not a curated record. Lineage: Eukaryota; Viridiplantae; Streptophyta; Magnoliopsida; Poales; Poaceae.